Molecule: messenger RNA, 2430 nt
Organism: Pungitius pungitius (ninespine stickleback)
Lineage: Eukaryota; Metazoa; Chordata; Actinopteri; Perciformes; Gasterosteidae
Product: ATP-binding cassette sub-family F member 2-like
Exons: 15
Coding region: 130-1962 (610 amino acids)
Molecular function (GO): ATP binding; ATP hydrolysis activity
Source: RefSeq, a predicted model, not a curated record
CCCGCCCAUUUGACCAUAUAUGGUUCGUCUGGCGGUGCUGCGUGCGGCUACAUCCACCCGGCAAAAUUGGACACGAGACAUCAGUGAGCGCCCCGAGACCAGCUCCACGUUAUCCAGCCUUUUACAACCAUGCCAUCCGACCUAGCCAAGAAGAAGGCCGCGAAGAAGAAGGAGGCUGCCAAAGCUCGCCAGCGUACCAAGAAAACUGAUGAGUUGGAGGAUGAAGAACCAGAGACUGAGCUUAAUGGAGCACAGAGCAAUGGUAUUGUCCAUUUGACCAAGGAGCUGGAUGAAUUUGAACUGGCGAAGACGGAAGCACGAGCUGUGACCGGCGUUCUGUCCUCACACCCCAACAGCACUGAUGUCCACAUAAGCAGCCUGUCCCUCACCUUCCAUGGUCAAGAGCUGCUAGCAGACACAAGCCUGGAGCUCAACUCAGGCAGACGCUAUGGUCUCAUUGGUCUGAACGGCACAGGAAAAUCCAUGCUAUUGUCAGCUGUCGGGCACCGCGAGAUUCCCAUUCCAGAGCACAUUGAUAUUUACCACUUGACCCGGGAGAUGGCGCCCAGCGAAAAGACUGCUCUGCAGUGUGUCAUGGAGGUGGAUGAACAAAGGAUUAUGCUGGAGAAGGAGGCAGAGAGACUUGCCCAUGAGGACGCCGAGUGCGAGAAGCUGAUGGAGCUGUACGAGCGCUUGGAGGAGUUGGAUGCAGACAAGGCAGAGGUGCGAGCCUCUCGAAUUCUCAACGGUUUGGGGUUCACUGCUGCUAUGCAGCGGAAGCAGCUCAAGGACUUCAGUGGAGGGUGGAGGAUGCGUGUUGCUCUGGCCAGAGCCCUGUUCAUCAAGCCCUUCAUGCUGUUGCUGGAUGAGCCCACCAACCACCUGGAUCUGGAUGCUUGUGUGUGGUUGGAGGAGGAGCUCAGUUCGUUCAAGCGAAUCCUCGUGCUCAUCUCCCACUCUCAAGACUUCCUCAAUGGUGUGUGCACCAACAUCAUCCACCUGCAUCAGAGGAAACUGAAAUACUACACGGGUAAUUACGACCAGUACAUUAAGACCAGAGAGGAGCUGGAAGAGAACCAAAUGAAGCGCUUCAACUGGGAACAGGACCAGAUAACGCACAUGAAGAAUUACAUUGCCAGGUUUGGACACGGUUCUGCCAAGCUAGCACGACAGGCACAGAGCAAAGAGAAGACGCUGCAGAAGAUGGUGGCUUCAGGCUUGACUGAAAAAGUCGUGAAUGACAAGACUCUGUCAUUUUCUUUUCAUCCCUGUGGGAAGAUUCCUCCUCCGGUUAUUAUGGUUCAGAACGUGAGCUUCAAGUACAGUGACAACCAGCCGCACAUAUAUAAAAACCUGGAGUUUGGUAUUGACUUGGACACACGAGUGGCUCUGGUGGGGCCCAAUGGAGCCGGGAAGUCCACGCUGCUGAAGCUGCUGAUGGGAGAGCUCCUACCCACCGAUGGCAUGAUCCGCAAGAACUCUCACGUCAAGAUUGGCAGAUAUCACCAGCAUCUGACGGAGCAGCUGGAGCUGGACCUGUCUCCUCUGGAUUACAUGAUGAAGUGUUUCCCUGAUAUCAAAGAGAAAGAGGAUAUGAGGAAGAUCAUCGGUCGCUACGGGCUGACCGGAAAACAGCAGGUCAGUCCGAUCAGGAACUUGUCCGACGGACAGAAGUGCCGGGUGUGUUUUGCCUGGCUGGCCUGGCAGAACCCUCACUUGCUGUUCCUCGACGAGCCCACCAAUCACUUGGACAUCGAGACGAUUGACGCGUUGGGAGACGCCAUCAAUGAGUUCGAAGGCGGCACGAUGCUGGUUAGCCACGACUUCAGGCUAAUUCAACAGGUGGCUCAGGAGAUUUGGGUGUGCGAGAAUCAGACCAUCACAAAGUGGAAUAAGGACAUCCUGGCAUACAAGGAGCACUUGAAAUCAAAGCUCGCAAAGCAGCAAGCGCACGACAUCUAGAGCAAUGCCCUCUCAGAGCCACUCCUUUAUCUUGUAUCAUGGAUUCGACCUGCAGGCUCCUGCCACGAUCAGCAGGGUUUACAUUGCAGGAAAUGUCAUUACUAGAACUGAAACAAUCUCUUAUGCAUCUAAUCGGACACGUCUCUUGUACAAGUCAUACUGUAUUUUCAUCUCGGUUUGACUGUGUCACUCAACCCAAUCCUCCCUCCCCUUUUCCACCUCAGGCUGCACUCUGAUUGGCUGGUUCACCUGAAACAUCUCUGUAUUUUGGACGCAUUCCAUUCUGCUAUCUUCAUUAAAAAGUUAAACAUUUUUUGAAUGUUGUUUCAUCCCAAUCUUGGGUCAUAUUUUAUUAUAUUUGAACGGUAACUUUUUUUUUCCUGUGUAAAAGAGCAGUUCUUUAACAAUUCCUUAUUUAACAAUGUAAUGCAAUAAAGGUUUGUCUGAAUAAACAGAACAUUAAAAACA